Molecule: messenger RNA, 1006 nt
Organism: Alternaria alternata
Lineage: Eukaryota; Fungi; Ascomycota; Dothideomycetes; Pleosporales; Pleosporaceae
Exons: 3
Coding region: 352-903 (183 amino acids)
Source: RefSeq, a predicted model, not a curated record
AGUUGUUGAAGGGCGUUAUUGGCGAGAUUGAUAUGGAGAAGAUGCGCGAUGCUGCGGACGAGGGUUGAGGGCUGGGGGUGAAAUGGUUCUUGGAGCUUGACCGGAGGCUUCUGCGUUUAGAUUGUGGCUUGAGUUGUCCAAGACUGGUGUUUUGAAUCAGACUUGGAGUACGGGGGGGUUAUAGCAUGCGAUAAUCGCAGCUACACAUAGGUUGUUAGGAUGGUAAUACACCGAGACCUUCAGACUGCACUGACGCGGUGAAUUGACAUACGCAAGACUUGGCUGGUAGUAGCUAUAACUGGCGAAGUGUAGCUUCCAUCCGGUAAAGGAUCAAGCAGGUUCCAUGUUGACAUGAAGUCCUCAUGGCAACAACACUCCAAAGCAUGGAAAGAGUUGAUUGCGAUGUGGAACGUAUAUCCUUCUUCUUCUGAUCUCUGCUCUCCUUUCUUCUCUACACACAGGCACGAUAUCGAACAUUUCUAUUCAAACCGUUACGCCUGUAUUCAUAUCGACAUCAUUUCCAUUGCUAACCCGGCAUUCUUCCAUCCCCAUCAUAACACUCCUCGACCCACCCUUUCUUUCACUUCCACUGCACCCUUCCAGCUCUGGGACUCUUCUCCCUCCCAGGGCCGUCGCCUUCAACAUGCCUUCCUCGAAGCUCAUCUCCCCCGACAUGGAAGCAGCUCUCCUCGACUGCUUCCUCUCAGCCACCCGCCUCCUCCCGCCCCGAUUGCGUUCAUCCUUCGUAGCAAUCGGGGGUGCCGCCAGCGUAUUCCAUGGCUCGAAGUAGUAUACCGACGACGUGGACGUGGCGGCAUCCCUAGAAGCAAUCUUGUGCUUCCAAAACAAGAUCGCGAGCGGCACCACGCAAUUCAAAACUCAAGAUUCGUUGCAAACGAUUGAAUUCCGAAGCCGCCAAGGCUUUAUCGUUAACCUCGAGCUUCUACAAUUCGGUGGCGGCUUCGUGGAUUCAAUCGCCGCUUGCGAACCCUUUUACGAUGGGUUC